AUGGCUGAGGAGCUGAGUAGGCCGUCGUCCUUGGACUUUGCUUCCGUCUGGACCCGCGAGCAAAUUGUCACCUAUGUCAGGUACAUUCAUUUUGCUUCACCUGUGAUUAUUCGCCCUCAAGAGAGAAAAAAAAAACUUGGUGCUAACUUUUUCGGUUUUUGAUCUAAUUUCCUCACCAAUGAAGAAAUUUUCAAAAUUCUGGAAAACCCCUCCGAUAAACGUAACAACGAAUGCUGGCUUUUUCAAAAUAUCAGCUCGCGAUUAAAUAGAAAAACUCAAGAAGUGACCUUCAUGUUAUUGACAGUCCUGCUGUUUCAGUAGGAAGAAUAGAAAAAAAAAUUAGAUUAUUAUACCCAUAACUUUGAAAUUUUUCGAUAAGUUCUCUAAGAGACGAAUAGGUGAAUAUCCUGUUCAGUUCAAAGAAUCUCAUCUAGUGCUUUGAAGGGUUAGUUUUAGUUCAAUUUCUAAUAAUUCUAUUUGAAAGCCUUAUGAAUACACAUCAGUUCAGCUCUUCCGGUUUGACACACUGUUGGUUUAAAUUGUGCACAUCGCGGUUUUUGGCCGAUAUCUUUAUUAAUAAGGAGUAUUUUGUACGAAAAAGUAGGCAAAUUUGGAGAAAAACAAAAUUAGAACAUUUAGAGAUUCGAAUUCAGUUUCACCGAUCAAUUUUUUACAAACGCCAGCAAGUCUUAAAUAAUGGCCUAACUUCAAAAAUCCGUCUUUAGUAAGUGAAAAAAUCGUAUUUUCUGUAAUUUUUUUUAUGUAUCAAUGUCAAAAUAGCCUUGCUGAUUUUAUUAACUAAGAAAAAAUUAUCGAAAAUUAUCAGUAUGGUCAGCGGAGUGAAAACCGGGCGGGUCCUUGGAGGUCUGAACUGAUGUGAAUAACUAAUUAUUUUGAGAAUUCAUAUAGUCUGUUUAGAUUUUGAAUGUCAAGUAGCUAACCCCCAAGGCUACAAUAUCUCUCGCGUCAAAGUUUAAUCUCCAGAUCUCCAGGUGACGAUGAACCUUUAAUAUGGUUGCAUUUUUUGACUUUUUUUUCUAUCUUAUUGAACAAAAAAUAUCAAAAAUAAUCCCCAUCGAAGGUACUGUGCCAGAAGGGGCGGAGUUAGCUGGUUGACAUUUCAAAUGUGAACAGACUAUAAAAAAAAAUUUUAUCGCAUGUCUCAGUUCAUCGUCCUUUCAAAAUCUUGAGUUUGUGAUUUGACGUUUUUUUUGAACCAAAACUAUUUUUAGUUUCGCGUACGUGGUGAUCUCGAUUCUGAUGGUUCUACUGUGGUCCAUGUACCUGUGUCUGGACGGACGUCGUUCCCCGAAACGCGACACCCGCGUCAUUCACAUGCUGGCCGAGACAACCUUCUUCAGAGCUGCGCCAUGA
Molecule: messenger RNA, 1374 nt
Organism: Caenorhabditis auriculariae
Lineage: Eukaryota; Metazoa; Nematoda; Chromadorea; Rhabditida; Rhabditidae
Source: the annotation of a GenBank genome assembly